Messenger RNA from Acaulospora colombiana, 234 nucleotides. NCBI's taxonomy places the organism in Eukaryota, Fungi, Glomeromycota, Glomeromycetes, Diversisporales, Acaulosporaceae. The record is from the annotation of a GenBank genome assembly.
AGGAAAUUUUGGCGACAUCCCAUUGUUGCACAAAGAGUCGCUUCAACGGAUGAAAGCGAGGCAACGGGUGAAAGUCGAAGAGUGUCCGUCUGUCCAAUGAUAGUUCACGAAGGUGAGGAAGCACAUCCCAAGGAAGAAGAUCUCAAGAGAAAAGGAUUUAAUACUUUUGCUGUAGGGAAGGAGGAGAUUGGUGAAAAAUUGCUGAGAAAUUGUCCUAAAAACUUUCACACAUAG